GUCAUAACAAUGCUGAAUUAAACAAAGCUUGAAUUUAUCUUAUGAGGAGGGUAUUUAUUCAUAGAGGAGCGUUCAUUUUGCAGAUAAUCUUCAUUGGUUUCAUUUGUAGAAGAAUUGCUUCAAAUACUAUAUACGCUUUAGGUGUUGUGUAUACACUGAUACGUUAUUAUAUAUAGGUACAUAAAUAAGAUACCUGGAAGAAGACUUGCUGUUUCGUUGUUGAACGAUGAUUUCAAGAAUGACUUUUAUUUCCCUUGUGGCGUUUCUGCUUUUUGCAGUUGUAGGUGGCGUUAACAUACUUUUGAAUCAAGAAAACUUCAGAGACUGCCGAAACAGUCUAGACGAUUAUGCCAAGACAGAUUGCCAACGUGCUCAGAAUAUUCACUUCUGUACUGAAAUACUCAAUGGACAGAUAAAAAGUCGUGGAAAUCAGGAACUUAAUCGCCUGAAAUGCAAGGAGGAAGCCAAAGAUUGUAAAACAAGUAACAUUCAGAUUUGUAGAAGUUCAAAGUUAAAUUCAUGCAGUGACCUUAACUAUGUGAAACAUUGUUUAUAUCAACAAGACUGUACCAAGCAUUUUGAGUUGUUGGACAAGUACUACACCGAUGUUUGUCUUAAAAUUGAUUGUAACUCGAGUGAUGUAGCUGCAUGUGAUACGGCACCAAAAAAUACGGAAAAAGACACUGUUUGUCUGAAUCUGAUGAGCGAAUAUCAUUGUGUUUUGAAUAAAAGAAGUUAUACUAACGGGACAUGUAGAAUGCCAACUGAAUGGCAGAAAACUUACAAAGAAAAUACUUGCGAACGACUUUGUUAUGAAGUUUCAAAACCAAGUUUCACUGAUAACAACACAGGUAAAGAGAAAUGCGAUAAAUUGAAAUCAUAUAAAUCAAGAUUAGAAACACGGAAUUGCAACAUGUCAAGCGACAUGGAAAUAGAAUACAAGAAAUUAAAAUGUGAUACAGACUCUCCUUGCAAGAAAGGCUACAUGGCAUGCCACGUAUUUGUGAAUGGAAGGAGUACUAGAAAAGAAAAUUGCAAACAAUUAUCAUUGGCCGUUCAAUGUUCAAAGAAUACUGUCUGUCCUACAGAACAGAAAAUCUCUGAUCAAUACGCUUUUUAUGGAUGUGAAACCAGUUGCAACGGUGAUGCAUUUGAUAAGUGUAGUCGUACUUUGAAACAACCACUAAACAGCACAAGAGAAGAGCAAUGCGGGUAUUAUAAAGAAGUACGUGACUGUAUUGAUAAAUCCAAAUGUGAGGGGAGUAAGGAAUAUAGCGAACUUCUGGAAUGUGAUGGCGCUGCAAGCCGGAAUGCAAUGUUCUCAAUAAUAAUUCUUGCUUUACUAACUGUUCAGAUGCUAGAGAGAUAUAUUUCACUUUCCUAAACAUCAAUGAGAUUUAUAUAUAUAUAUUUUUUAUUUAGCGCACAGACUUAAACUCAUCACACAGCAUAUAUUGUUACAUUUACGUAUCACUUUCGCAUAAGUAUAUAUAAGAAAUUAGCCUUUACUUUAUCUUGUUUUCAUCGAUUGAUACAAACUUCGACAGUAAACUAAUCUUUGUGAUAUUAUUAAUAUUUGCUAAAAAAAAAAUAUCUUUAACGUUCUUCAACACAUUUUGACAUAAAAUAAAUUUACUAAUAAAUAUGAAUAGCCCUACUGUCCUGAUUAAAACGUUUCAACCUGUUGAAUAAAUUAAUAUUUACCACUAAAUUGCUUGAAAAUUGCUCUUACCAAUUUGGAUAGAACCAUGCUUGUUAUUCAACAACUAUAACAUGUAAUUUAUUCACAUUUUCGAUUAACAUUUUUGUAUUAUACUACGCACAGAAUCUUUCCGAUUUCAUGACUGAAAGAUUCAGAACAACUUUCUCUAAAUGUAUUAAUGUCUUAUAAAGAAUAAACAUGCUACAAUAAAUAAUGAAUAA
Messenger RNA from Octopus bimaculoides (California two-spot octopus), 1923 nucleotides. RefSeq lists its product as uncharacterized. NCBI's taxonomy places the organism in Eukaryota, Metazoa, Mollusca, Cephalopoda, Octopoda, Octopodidae. The record is from RefSeq and is a predicted model, not a curated record.